AUGCCGUCAGACAGAUGGAAACCUCGACGCAAUCCAGAAGCUGACCGGGAUUCGGCUUCAACACACCACAACACCCAUUCGGACAGACACGGCGAAUCGUCCAGAACAUCAGCAGCGGACCGAGACGAUGACCGCUCCGACUUUCCGAACAAACAGCGUCGACUCGACGAUCGCGACAGGGACGGGCGACGCUCUGCGCUCACUGCACACGAUCAAAACGACGACCGACCCGGACCUUCCUCGCCUCGUCGCACAGACAACGCCCGCGACACCGCCAAGCCUCCCGCUUUGACGAUUCGAGGCGUGGCCACAAAUCACAAUACCUCCUCUCCUGCUCACAACACGCCGCCCAACGAAAAUGAAGACAGACCACGACGAGCUCGUAGCCCAGAUCUCUUCGACCGCCUCGCCCGCCGACACGACGACGCCAAAGGAUCAAAUCGGUCCCGCCCGGAAAGCUCCCUGCGCUCUCGACUCGAAGAUGACACUGGCCGAGCCGCUGCUGCAUCAGAUACCUCGAGACGUGGCGGCGCAAAGCUCGCACCACGAGGUCAGUACGACGACACCGGUCGACGCAUAGACGAUGCCCCGACGACUCACAAUGGCACAAGAGAUCGCAACCGCGCUUCUGGUGCUCGUGAUGGCAUUCCCACCUCGCCACGUAAGCACGAUGGAGGUGUUCGAAGACCUCGUGAUCGCUCUGCUUCACCAAAGGUGGAUCGUCCACGCUAUCGAGCUGCUGCUGAUGAUGAGCAAGAUGCACGCUUCCGUGAUAGCCAAUCAUCCCGCAAUGACCGUGCCCGCACCUCGCAGCGCUCACCUAGCCCAGCAUCGAGCUCCACAGGGAGAGCGCAGUGGAGUCGAUACGACCGGCGAAGAUCACCGCCGCCACGUUCGCGCGACCGGUAUGUACCACAGGAGAGCAACGCCCCCGCAGCAACAGGUACUUCUCGUGCGGCGAGAUGGGGUUCCCGAGGGCCGGCAGGCGGUGGCGACCGAGACAAUACGGAAGACGCAACAACCCGCAGACGUCGCACACCCUCCCCCGCACGGUCCGAAGCCUCCAUCCAGUCACGCAGGCGGGACCGUGAUUCGGGACCGUCGCAAGGCCGCACCGCACGAGAUCGGGACGACGGACGCGAAGCCGAGCGUCAUGAUCGCCAGCGUGAUCGACCUGCACGAUGGAGGCUUGACAAUCAUGAGCGUGACAACAACGACAGCUCACGCUUCCAGAGAGACCGGGACCGCGAUGCCAACGACAGAGCCGACGAUGGGAACAGGCGAGAACUAGCCCGAGAGCGCAGGAGGUCACCCAAUAAUCGCCGCGCUCGAACACCGCCCAGGGUUGAGCGUUCAGGAGAGACAGCAGAGCAGGGUCAUGUGUUGUCACGCAAGACGGGUGUCAGUGCGACUUUUGGCGCCCAGCCGCCCACUGGGCCUCGAAGGCAGGAACUCGAGGCGGACCAGCGCAGCGUGCGCGGAGGAGGCUGGCAGACGCUGCGUCCUGGCUCUCGACGCGAACGUGACGCGGCAAGAGCGGACGACCGAGGUGCUGGAGCUCGGAACGGUCGUGAAGGAGGUACAGCCGGCGGAAAGGAGACACCACAACCACCGCAGAUGCCCUCUCCAGAACUGGCAGCAGCAGCCGAAGCACCAGCAGCGGCGAUCGAACCGCCACGAGCCGAGCCGGGCGAGGCAUACGAGAGCAUCCACCAAGUGGGCGAAGGCACCUACGGUCAAGUCUUCAAGGCUCGCUCCGAACGAACAGGCGCCAUCGUAGCGUUGAAAAAGAUCCGCAUGGAUAGCGAGAAGGACGGCUUCCCGGUGACUGCCAUGCGCGAGAUCAAGCUGCUGCAAGCCUUGCGUCAUGAAAACGUCGUACGUCUGCACGAGAUGAUGGUUACCCGCGGCUCGAUCUACAUGGUGUUCGAAUACAUGGAGCACGAUCUCAACGGCAUCCUAGCACAUCCACAAGUCCAGUUCAGCGCAGCACACCUCAAGUCAUUGGCGCAGCAACUGUUCGCCGGUCUCGACUACCUGCAUCGCAAAGCGGUUCUGCAUCGCGAUCUCAAGGGGUCGAAUAUCUUGCUCAACAACCAAGGGCGACUCAAGCUGGCCGAUUUCGGGCUGGCGCGCUUCUACGCAAAACGCCGGUUGGGCGACUAUACGAAUCGAGUGGUAACGCUGUGGUAUCGACCGCCCGAGCUGCUGUUCGGGGAGACGCAGUAUGGGUCGGAGGUGGACAUGUGGGGAGCGGGGUGCAUCUUUCUCGAGCUGUUUGUCAAGAAGCCUGUGUUCCAGAGCGAGACGGAAUUGGGACAGGUGCACGCGAUCACUGACAUCCUUGGGCCGGUGACCAAGGCCAAUUGGCCCGAAGUGGACAAGCUUGCAUGGUUCGAGAUGGUCAAACCUGCCGCUGCUGUCACCGAUGAAGCAGAGUCGAUCAAGGACUACGUGGGAGCAGCGUUUGGCAAGUACCUCGACGAUUCGGCGCUCGAGGUAGCACGUGGACUGCUGACGUACGACCCCAGGAAGCGUUGGACGGCCAAGCAGGCGCUCGCGUCUGAUUACUUUCACAAGUCGCCAAAGGCCGAGCUGCCGGCCGGGCUGCUGUCGGCGUUGGACGGAGAGUGGCACGAGUACGAGUCGAGGAGGGAGAAGAGAAAGGCUUCUGCUCAUCGGGGUACGGACAAUGCUGCUGCUGUGGUGGCAACGGCAACGGCUCAGUCGACGGAUCCGCCGGCUCCGGGGGCGAGCGGUGCGUCUGGACGCGAGCAGCUGGACGUUGCCACUUGA
Molecule: messenger RNA, 2796 nt
Organism: Sporisorium graminicola
Lineage: Eukaryota; Fungi; Basidiomycota; Ustilaginomycetes; Ustilaginales; Ustilaginaceae
Exons: 1
Coding region: 1-2796 (931 amino acids)
Biological process (GO): transcription elongation by RNA polymerase II; positive regulation of transcription elongation by RNA polymerase II; protein phosphorylation
Cellular component (GO): cyclin/CDK positive transcription elongation factor complex; nucleus
Molecular function (GO): cyclin-dependent protein serine/threonine kinase activity; cyclin binding; RNA polymerase II CTD heptapeptide repeat kinase activity
Source: RefSeq, a predicted model, not a curated record